AUGGCGCAGAAGGCAGAGAGAACGCCCUCUACUGACAGUGCCAAAACCGCCCAAGCAGCUGACGGAGCUGCUCUUAAGCCUGCCCUCCGGAAAACAGCAGGAGAAACACCAAAGAAAUCAAAAAGCAAGAAGUCCAAUGAAGAAGUAUACACAAACCUGCUCAACAGUGUUUUUGGACAGGAGAGAGAGCUGUCCCAACCAGAACUGGAUGAGUUGGCGGAGGCCUUUAAGGAGUUUGACUAUGAUCAGGAUGGCUACCUGAACUAUAAGGACCUGGCCGAGUGCAUGAGGACUAUGGGCUACAUGCCCACGGAGAUGGAGCUGCUAGAGAUCAUUCAGCAGAUUAAGAUGAGGUUGGGCGGUCUGAUGGAUUUCGAUGAUUUCUGUGAGCUGAUGGGGCCGAGGAUGAUGGUGGAAACGGCUCAUAUGCUUGGACUGAAAGAACUAAAGUCCUCCUUUAAACAGUUUGAUACAGAUGGUGAUGGGAAGAUCACUCUGGAUGAGAUGAAAGAGGCAGCAAAGACUUUAUUGGGAGAGAAACUGAAGAAAGGAGAGCUAGAGGAGAUUCUGAAGGAGAUGGACCUCAACGGAGACGGCACUGUGGAUUUUGAUGAGUUUGUUAUGAUGCUGUCAGUGCAGUAG
Colossoma macropomum (tambaqui) is the source of this 642-nucleotide messenger RNA. Its product is annotated as calcium-binding protein 2. Gene Ontology annotation, molecular function: calcium ion binding. Bases 1 to 642 code for a protein of 213 amino acids. The transcript is spliced from 7 exons. NCBI's taxonomy places the organism in Eukaryota, Metazoa, Chordata, Actinopteri, Characiformes, Serrasalmidae. The record is from RefSeq and is a predicted model, not a curated record.